Cuscuta europaea is the source of this 957-nucleotide messenger RNA. Lineage: Eukaryota; Viridiplantae; Streptophyta; Magnoliopsida; Solanales; Convolvulaceae. The record is from the annotation of a GenBank genome assembly.
CAAAAUUUACUAAGUAAUCGAAAAGCCCAAGUUCGACUAACCCAGUGAGACGCACGAACAUAGAAAGCCCAAAUAUUCUCUGCUAAUUGCUCUAGUUGAUCGCUAGGGUAUCGAAGAAGCCGCAGAGAAGAGAGUGUCCAGUCGUCCACAGCGCCAGCGGAGCUUUGAACAAUGGUUCUCAAGACUGAGCUUUGCCGCUUUAGUGGUGCCAAGAUCUUUCCUGGGAAGGGGAUCAGAUUUGUUCGGUCUGAUUCUCAGGUUUUUCUUUUUUCCAACUCAAAAUGCAAAAGAUACUUCCACAACCGCUUGAAGCCAUCAAAACUUACAUGGACAGCAGUGUACCGCAAACAACAUAAGAAGGAUAUUGCAGCAGAAGCUGUGAAAAAGAGGCGCCGAGCUGCUAAGAAGCCAUAUUCAAGGUCUAUAGUUGGUGCCACAUUGGAAGUCAUUCAGAAGAAAAGAGCAGAGAAGCCAGAAGUUCGUGAUGCUGCUCGUGAAGCUGCCUUACGUGAAAUUAAGGAGAGAAUCAAGAAAACGAAGGAUGAAAAGAAGGCAAAGAAAGCAGAAGUAAUGGCAAAAGUAAAAACUGCGAAGGGUAACAUGCCCAAAGGUCCCACAAAAGGUCCCAAGCUUGGUGGAGGUGGUGGGAAGAGAUAAUUUUUGUGUAUUUGACCCUCAACUAAACAUACCUUAUUUCCUUGGAUUCUGAACAUUGCAGGCAACAAUACCUUAUUUUCUUGGGAAAUACUGAAAUAGUACUACCUACAUGGAGUUCAAUUGAAACUGAUCUGUUGGAGUUGUAAUACUCUGUUUGGUGAAGAUAGGGUUUGGCUUUACAUAUCAGUUUCAAAAAUGUUAAAAAUGCGUUUUUGGAAUUUGUGCAAUGAUCUCAUUGGAACUGGAAGCCUUUUUAUCUUUUGAGACCCCCCCCCCACAAAAAAACAACAUUAAAUUUAC